Molecule: messenger RNA, 426 nt
Organism: Eimeria maxima
Lineage: Eukaryota; Apicomplexa; Conoidasida; Eucoccidiorida; Eimeriidae
Exons: 3
Coding region: 1-426 (141 amino acids)
Source: RefSeq, a predicted model, not a curated record
AUGGAGAAGUAUAGAAAAGUUCGCCCUGUUAGGGAACCAUUAGGUAAUGAUGAAAUACGUGUUACUACUAGCGGUCAAGGAAGAGGUCGUGGUGGAUACCGUGGUGGAUUACGUAAUAGAGGGAGUCCGCGUACAGUAGGAGGAGGGAGAGGAGGAGGACAAGGAGGAGGAGGACAAGGAGGAGGAGGAGGACAAGGAGGAGGAGGAGGACAAGGAGGACAAGGAGGAGGAGAAGAAGAAGAAGAAAUUAAUAAUAAUAAUAAUAUAAAUAAUAAUAAUAUUCAUGAUGGAGGUGUAGAUACACACAAUAAUGAUCAUCAUAAUACUUAUAAACCUAGAGGAAGGGGAAGAGGAGGAUUUAGAGGAGGAUACAGAGGAGGGUACAGGGGGGCCCCCAGAGGGGCCCCUCGUGGUCGUGCAGAGUAG